UUCGCUCACUUUCUAAUGUAUUUUUACUAAUUUUGCAGCCGAACUUCACGAAAAUCAUUGAGAACUGUAACCUGUGGCGCAAUUUCGACGACAUCCAAGACUCGUGGGCCAGCCUGGAGUCGAUUAUCGACUACUACGGCAAUAAUCAGGACAACAUAAUUCCAAACGCCGGUCCCGGCCAUUGGAAUGACCCUGACAUGUUGAUAAUCGGCAAUUUCGGACUGAGCUACGAGCAGAGCAAGGUGCAGAUGGCGAUGUGGGCGAUUUUGGCCGCUCCACUCCUGAUGUCAGUCGACCUGCGCUCCAUUCGGCCCGAGUACAAGGCCAUCCUCCAGAACAAGAAAAUCAUCGCCGUCGACCAGGAUCCCCUCGGCAUUCAGGGCAGGCGGAUAUACAAGGAUUUAUAUGAAGACGUAGACUAUGGCGUUCUUACACCGCAGACGAAGAUCAAAGUAAAAGUCAAUCCAUCGGGAGUCGUUAUUCUGAGAGCAGACGUCCAACCGAUUCCUUACAGACAACAAUCAACACCUUACAACCCAUUCAGGCAAAUAUUUCGACCGACAACUGUAUCACCCAACUCUUUCAAAUAAAACAUCCGAAAGUCUGCAUUGAUUCGAAACAUUGAAACAUUUCAAGAGCAAAGUGAAGAACAAUUAGAACCUAGACAGAUAGUAAGAAUAGGAUGAAAGAGAAUGCGUGAGGUAAUAUCCGGUUACAAAAAAUAAUAGUAAUCUAUAAAAAAUAUUAGACUAUAGCUAUUAUUUUUAGUGAAAAAAAAGUAAAACUUCAAUAGUGAUUGUUUAAUAAUAAUUUUAUAUUGCAGUCUAGAAUUUAGAUAUCUAUUCUCAUCUGUAAUUUUGCUUUUAAUUUCUCACUCAAAUUUAAUAGAACAAUGUUGUAAUUUUGUACAGCUAUGAAAGUGAAUUUAUGAAAGGGAACGGAGUGAAUUUUUAACUAUUAUUUAUUACCUUAUGUAUAUAAAUAAGUUUAGCGACCGAACUAGAUUAUUUUGUAACUGAGCCAUGAAUCUUUUUUGGCUUCUGAUACUUAUUCGAAGAUAACUGUCAUAGGUUUUCAAUAUAAAUUAGAAUUUAAAAGUUAGUUGACCUGGUCUGAGUAUAAGAACUUCAUAAGGAAAUAAUACCCUGUAAAUAUCUAUCCAUCUCUUCUUCUAAUUAUUUUUAUGUUUCUUGAGUCUGUAAUCCAAUAAUUGAUAGAUCCUAAAUCCUUUUGAUGCAAUAACAUUUCAAAUUUUCAUCGAACUUUAUUGAAAUUUCAACAGUCCUUUGAGACCUGGAGCGUAUUAAUUCGUUUUCAAAAUAUAUCUCUAUCCCUCCUUCAAACAGUGGAUGAACCCAUUGAAUUGUGAUCAAUGAUAUGAAACAGAAAAUCGAAUUGAAAUAUGAAACAACAAUCGAUAGAAUUGAUGGAGAGAUCAAUAAUCAUUAUUUAUUGUAAGAAAAAGCAUAUUUUAGUGACUUCCAGUCCCAUGUGAGUUGCAUGUCUUGUAUCUAUUAGAUUAAUUAUUUUGUUUAUAAUUUAGAAAUUUUCUAUCAUUGAUGCAUAUUCUUUUCUUGAAAUACAUAAUUUUGUGAUAAUUUAUAAAUCUUAAAAUCUUAUAACAAUCCUUACAUUAUUUUGCACCAAAAUUCUCAUUGUAAUAUCAUUUUUUUGAUGUUCUUAUAGUGAUUUAUAAUAUUAUCAUUAUAAUUCUAUUAAAACGAUGAUUUCCUCCGAUUCUUUGAGAAAAACAAAUAUUUUAUGAUGAUCGAAUUAUCAAAUAUAAUUUAUGAACAAAAUCCAUAUUAAAAUGAGUACUGUAUUAGAAAUAUAGGAAUAGUUAUAAAAUUCAAAAUAUACCUUAUGUAGAAAUAGUCUACAUAGCAGAUUAUUAUAGCACCACUUCAAAUUUUAGCUGUACUACACACCUGUUCUAUUUUGAACUCUUGUACAAUUCUACAAAGUAAUCUGUAAUAAUUUUUGUGAAUAUAAUAAGAUUGUGUAAAAUAUUAGAUUUUUCAUUGUGAACAAAUAAAUCAAUUCAUGGUUUUGUAA
Nilaparvata lugens (brown planthopper) is the source of this 2055-nucleotide messenger RNA. Its product is annotated as alpha-N-acetylgalactosaminidase-like. Gene Ontology annotation, cellular component: cytoplasm. The transcript has 4 exons. The record is from RefSeq and is a predicted model, not a curated record. Gene Ontology annotation, biological process: glycoside catabolic process; oligosaccharide metabolic process; glycosylceramide catabolic process. NCBI's taxonomy places the organism in Eukaryota, Metazoa, Arthropoda, Insecta, Hemiptera, Delphacidae. The annotation marks the transcript as partial. Gene Ontology annotation, molecular function: alpha-galactosidase activity.